UUCGGGUAUCCGUCGUGCCAAAUGCGCUCCUUCAAAGCAUUUUAUCGGAUACGUACCAAAGUAAGAGUUAAGUGGACUAAAACAUCCUAAUUGAAAGCAUAGUAGAAGUCGCUUGACUUCAUGUUUACGCCUCCCAGGGAGGGGCAUAGGUCGGCAUAGGGACGGUAGCAGGGACAUAACACUGUAGCUGCUCAAAUCCCCAUCAUCUUUUAAGCAACCUUAUUUGCAUCAUAUAAUGACUUCAGUUAUAGAUUGUCUUCCCAUAUGUUGUAAGGAUGGAAUUGAGCCUACCAUUAUUACUGUAGUAGCUCGAAAAUCAGACGGUGUUUUUUGCAUCGAAAUAAGACUGAAAAAGUGGGGGUCGUCUUAUAUUCGGGGUCACGACGCUAGAUAGCGCCAGAUAUCAUUGAAGCGAAUGCUGAACUUGACUGACCAAAGCGAACCCCUGACACGAAGGAGAAAAAAGUGGUAAGGAAGAAAAGAGAAAAAAAAUAAUAGAAGAAGAGAUAACAUAAAAUGGAGAAACAUAGCGACAAUCUGGAGAAAAGUGGGUCGAAGAUCGGCCAUGUUAACCGGCAGCUGAGGAGAAGUUAUGAUGUAAACUUCAAGAUGAUGGUGAUAAACGAGGCAGAGUCUUCAAACAAUUGCAAAGCGGCUGUGAAAUAUGGUGUCAGAGAGUGUAAUGUACGGAGAUGGAGAACUCAAAAAGAUCACCUAAAAAAUGCUCACGGUCAGAGAAAAGCUUUCCGUGGUCCUCAGAGCGGCCGCUUCCAAGAACUUGAAUGGAGGGUGUGCGCCUACGUGGACGAGAAACGAAAGGACGGGAUGCCCAUCAGCAGAGCUGCUAUUCAGCUCAAGGCCGUGGAAAUAGCCAAAGAGCUAAAUAUACCCACCGGUGACUUCAAAGCAAGCCUCGGCUGGUGUAACAGAAUGAUGCGGCGUAACGGACUAACGCUGCGACGCAGAACAAGUCUAGCCCAGCGCCUGCCCUCUGACUUUGGAGAGAAGCUGUUGUCUUUUCAGCGCUAUGUAAUCACCUUAAGGAAAAAUCACUCUCACCCACUGGAUCAGAUUGGCAAUGCUGAUCAGACACCUGUGUUUUUUGACGUGCCAACACCUGUCACUGCACACAAGAAAGACAUGACUGAAGAAGAUCUUCACCUGGAGAAGCACGAUCCCCCCCAUGUUAUACAGGAGUCGGAAGGGGAGGCAGAGCCAGAGACCCCCAGCAUGAAAGAAGAAAAACAGGAAGAUGAAAUCCCCAACUUCUCACAGACUGUCAGUGUGAAGAUUGAAGAAGAAGGUCCAAGCGACAGCUCAUUUGAACACCUAACGACAAAAGAUGUCACAUUGCAAGAUCUUCACCCUGAGAAGCACGAUCCCCCCAAUGUUAAACGAGAGUCUGAGUCGGAGAUGCCGUAUAACAAACAGGAGGCGGAGCCAGAGAUCCUCUGCAUGAUUGAAAAAGAACAGCAAGAUGAGGUCCCCAAGUCUCCAAUGAUUGUCAGAGUGAAGAGUGAAGAAGAUGAAGAUCCAAGUGAAGACAGCAGAGCUGCGAAACCUCUGAGCGACCACUUAUUUCAACGCCUGACAGCAAAAGGUGAGGGACGAUCGCAACAGGCCGGCCUCUUAGCACCGCUCUCGGACAGCGACGACGUAACAUCACACUCCUCUGACUUCAACUCUGAUGAGGAGGAUGUUGACUUUGAGCAAAAUGUUUCGAAAUUAUCAAACAAGUCAUCAGUGAAAAGAGACACUAAAGAGCAUGUGGGUAAGAAACAUUUUGCCUGCUCACUUUGCGAUAAGAGAUUUUCUACGAAGCAAGAGGUAACAAGACACACUCGUACACACACUGGAGAGAAACCUUUUGUCUGCACAUGUUGCGAUAAAAGAUUUCAUAUGAAGUACGAGUUAACAAUACAUAUGCGAACACACACUGGAAAGAAGCCAUUUGCCUGCUCAGUUUGUGGUAAAAGAUUCUCCCAGCAAUUAAAUAGACACAUGAAAACACACACGAGAGAAACUCCUUUGGCCUGCAGACUCUGCGACAUUGGAUUUUGUACGAGGCAAGAGUUAAAUAGACACAGGCUUACAUGCAUUGAAGAAAAACCUUUCUCCUGCACACUUUGUGAUAAAAGCUACUCUGAGAAAGGACUUUUAAAGAAACACGUAAAAACACACACCGAAGAGAAGCCUUAUGUCUGCAUAUGUUGUGGGAAAAGAUUUUGGGGGAAACUUCAUUUAAAAAUACACAUGCGUAUACACACUGGAGAAAAGCCUUUUGCUUGCUCAGUUUGUGGUAAAAGAUUCACCGAGAAGGGAAGUUUAAAAAUGCAUGUAAUGUCACACACUGGAGAGAAGCCUUUUGACUGCUCACUUUGCGAUAAACGAUAUUAUACAAAGCAAGAUUUAACAACACACACGCGUACACACACUGGAGAAAAGCCUUUUGCCUGCUCAGAUUGUGGUAAAAGAUUCACCUGCAAGAGAUACCUUAAAAAUCACACAAAAACCCACACUAUGGAGAAACCUUUUUCCUGAGCGGUUUGUGGUGAAAGUUCCACUCGCAAGGGUCAUUGCACACAAGAAGCCAAACUGGGGGAAUAUCUUUCAAUUGCAAUGUGUGCCAAAUACAGGUAGUCCCCGGGUUGCGACGGACCAGACUUACGCGCCUUUGACUUUAUGACGACUGCGUCUCGUCGUGUUUUUUUUUUUUUUUUUUUUUUUUUUUAUGUUAACUUUUGUUUUGUGAUCCUUGCUUUUAUUUUGGCACAGGAAGCGAGCACAUGUACAGACAUGCCUGUACAUCGCACACACAGAGCAGCCGAGUGACAGAGGGGACAGCCUGCGUGCACAUUUCUUGCUUGUGACGCAUCCAAAGGCGACAGCUGUAGAAACCCCUUUUGUACUGUUUAUUGUGCCUUUUCGAUUGUGGUAGAACACUUGGGGUGAGUUUGUGUGAUUGUUUUUGAUGUGCGGAUACUGAUACAUGCUAAUCGUUUGUUUUUGCUGUAUCAGCAGCUGCUAGUAAGCACAAAUUUGAAUUGCUGUUAUUGGUGAUGAGACUGAUUGGAUUUCCUUUUAUUUUAGAUUCAUUCUGCAAGUGUUGAUGUCAUGAGCAGCUGAAUAAAGUCAGCAAAUCAGACAGACAUCUGACACCCUCAUUUCGGAGCUUAGCUCACUGUCUAGCUAGGAAUUAGCUCCAACGUCUUGCCGAGGACAGUACAAUGACGUAUAAUAUAUUUUUUGGGAUAGUUUUUUUUUUUUAAUUCAGAGGCUGUUUUGAUGUAAUUAAAGGGUUUAUUCCGACUUCUGCGGAAAUCCGCAUUACAUUGCCAGUGCAGGAACGGAACUUGUUGGUAAACCGGGGACUACCUGUAUUCAGAUUUCUAUAAUGUAUUGACAGUGGAAAAGGCAUUUAAAUUUCCUAAUUCCUUGACUGUUGAGCUUCUUUUGAAAAAGUUGUUGCAAUGGUUUAGCAGUUCCCGUUCUUUUUUUUUUAUUUUUUGUAUUAUUGUCAGACCAAUUCAUUAUUCUCGGUUGUUCCAGAUUUUUCUUUAGAAUAUUUCUUUGGAAUUUAGAAUGAUUCUACCGUUGCCUAUGUUGUUGUUGUUUGUACAUUUCCAAACUUGAUCUGAAUAGUUUCAGGGAAGAUGUCUUUAUUCAUUUUGUGCCUUGUAAUAUUUUCCAAUCUAAUUAUGUAUAGGUA
Messenger RNA from Corythoichthys intestinalis (scribbled pipefish), 3709 nucleotides. RefSeq names its product zinc finger protein 649-like. Lineage: Eukaryota; Metazoa; Chordata; Actinopteri; Syngnathiformes; Syngnathidae. The coding region runs from base 517 to 2541 and encodes 674 amino acids. Gene Ontology annotation, molecular function: RNA polymerase II cis-regulatory region sequence-specific DNA binding; DNA-binding transcription factor activity, RNA polymerase II-specific. The record is from RefSeq and is a predicted model, not a curated record. The transcript has 3 exons. Gene Ontology annotation, biological process: regulation of transcription by RNA polymerase II.